AUGGCUGCGGCCGCAGCCAUGUGGGCCAUGACGGCGCUGUCGCUCGGCCUGCUCGCGCUCCGACUCUACACACGGCUGCGCAUCGUCCGGUUCGUCGGUGCCGAGGACCACCUGUACUUCUGGACCGGCCUCCUGCUGCUGGGCUUCACCGCAUGCAUCCAAGUCGCCGUGCGCUACGGUCUCGGCCGCAGCUUCUGGACGCUGCCGCCCCUCGACUCGCGAGAGCGCACAAGGCUGCGCUCUGGUGCCUCAUCUCCGUCACCGCUGCGCACUUCGGCCGCGCUGGUCGUCAUGCUCUGGUCAAGCAUCUGCGACUUCUUUGCCAUCUUCCCGUGGCUGGUGGUUUGGCCUCUGCAUAUGCCGCGCCGCGACAAGCUCGUGCUUUCCAGCCGAAUGAGCUCGGGCGUCCUUGCUGGAGGAUGUGGCAUCGCCGGGACAGCCGUCCUGGCACGGCUAGAUAUCAUGGACUAUACAUGGAAAGCAAGCUCCAAAGGCCGGUCGGCCCCGCACUCCCCCCUUCAAUUUUCAGCACCUGAGAAGGAUUCCCGCGCGGGCACGAGCGAGGAACUGGCCGAACUGCGCCUCGAGCUCGCAAAGUUGAAGGGGAUCACUAGCGGACUGCAGCGCGACAAGGAGAGGCUGACGUCGGGGCUGACCCUCCUUCAGACCAAGAACGAGCAGGCGGCGGCCGAGGCCGAUACCCAGACCAAGCGCGCAGCCGCGGCAAUCUCUACCCCCUCGAUCAGGAGCUGAUCCGACUCGAGGUGGCGAAGGCGCGGAAGAUGGCCGAGAUGGAGGCGAAGAUUCGGUCCAAGGACGCGCUGAUCAGGCGGCAGACGGAGUAUAUUAAAGAGCUCGGACAAGAACGGGCCAGGCCUGCCGCAUGAUGGGGUCCGUUGUCGAGGAUCUUCUUUUGAACGGGGCCGGCGAAGCUCAAGGGGUAGCUAGACGCAGAGGUUGGCUGAGGGGGUUUGGAAUGGUCGUUGAAGCGUUGACUGGUUGCCACCCACCGUGGGCUGGGAGGCUUGCCGGGUCCUCUGGGUCAGAGGUCAAAUAAGGUAGAGAGGGCAGCGUGGUAAGGGCUUAG
Chaetomium strumarium is the source of this 1087-nucleotide messenger RNA. RefSeq lists its product as uncharacterized. The transcript is spliced from 5 exons. The record is from RefSeq and is a predicted model, not a curated record. Lineage: Eukaryota; Fungi; Ascomycota; Sordariomycetes; Sordariales; Chaetomiaceae. The coding region runs from base 1 to 753 and encodes 250 amino acids.